AUGGAGAAUUUAACAUUAAAAGCUUUGCAAUUGUGCAAUUUCCUUGAAUAUUAUCAAAAACAGAAACAAAGUGUUGAAAAUAUGGAAUCACUAAACAAAACAGCUAAACUUUCUAAAUGUCCACAAGAAGAUGCAAGCUUUUUGUCAUUUCUUACAUUUUCAUGGAUUUUUCCGAUAUUUUUCAAGGGUAGUAAGCAAACUCUUGGUGUAAAUGAUCUUUAUGAACCACUUAACGAACAAAAAGCUGAUAAGUUGGAAAAUGACUUACAAAAAGCAUUUAAAACACGGUUAGAAUUAGUUCCAUCAAUUGUUGAUGUCUUCGGGAUGAAAAUAUUAGUUCAUGGGAUGAUUAUAUUGUUUGUUGAGUGUGCCAUUAAAAUACUUCCCCCAAUAUUCCUUAGUCAACUUAUAAAAUUUUAUACAAACUCCAGUGGAAUCAAUCAAAAAGAGGCAGCUGCAUACUCGUUUGGAAUUAUUUUUUCAAUCUUCUUAAACAGCAUGAUUUCGAAUGCAUCACAUGUUAAUGGCUUAAAAUUAGGAGCAAUGAUAAAAGCAGGAGUAUCUUCAAUGAUUUAUCAAAAAUCUUUGAAACUCUCAAAAACUUCUUUGGGUAACAUUACAACGGGGAAGUUAAUAAAUUUACUUGCGACAGAUGCUGGGAAAUUCCAAGGAAUUAUCUUUUGGAUUCAUUAUUUAUGGGUUGGUUUCAUCCAAACAGCUUUAGUGACGUUCUUGAUAUAUCAAGAAGUUGGUGUGUCAGCUUUUGCUGGGAUAUUUGUUCUUAUUUCACUUCUACCCCUUCAAUUAUAUGCGGGAACUAAAAUUUCUAAAAUAUGCUUCGAAACAGCGAAACGAACUGACAAGAGAGUUCAUUUAAUGAAUGAAAUGAUAAAAGGAAUUCAAGUGAUUAAAAUGUAUGCGUGGGAAAAACCAUUCAACAAAAUCAUUUCAGUCUCGAGAUUUAAUGAGACAAAACUUAUUCGAUAUCAUUGUUGGAUUCGAGGAUUUUUUCUGUCUUGCAUAAUUUUUUCAGUCCCAGUUGCUGUUUUUUCAACUUUGGUGACUUAUUCAAUCCUUGGAAAUGAAGUUACAGCUCAAAAAGCAUUUGUUGUGGUUGCAUUCUUUAAUGUUAUAAAAUUUACUAUGGUCAUCAUGUAUCCAUUUGCUGUUAAUUAUGCGAUUGAUUGUCGAGCUUCAAGUAUACGAGUCAAUAAAUUUUUAAAGCAAGAAAAUGAUUUGUUGGAAAUAAAACCAAAUAUCAAGGUUCAUGAAUCUAUUGAAUUAAAACUGAAUAAAGUGUCAGCAAAAUGGAAAGGAGAAGCAACAGAAUUAACUUUAUCGAACAUUAAUUUGGAUGUUCAAUCAUCGACAAUUCUAGCCGUUAUAGGAAAAGUUGGUGCUGGAAAGUCGAGUUUGAUUCAAGCGAUUCUUGGUGAGUUGCCAAUCGAAGGUGGAGACAUUCAAGUGAAUGGAGUCAUCUCGUAUGCAUCUCAAGAGCCUUGGCUGUUCUCUGGUUCCGUUCGUCAAAAUAUUCUCUUCGGCGAAUCUUAUCAAAAGGAUCGCUACAAAGCUGUCAUCAAAACUUGUUCACUUACGAGAGAUCUCGAAAUGUGGCCUGAUGGCGACAAGACAAUUGUCGGUGAACGUGGCAUGAGUUUGUCUGGUGGACAGAAAGCGAGAAUCAACUUGGCUCGUGCAGUUUAUCGUAAAGCUGACAUUUAUUUACUUGACGAUCCUUUGAGUGCUGUUGACGCUAAUGUUGGUCGCCAUUUGUUCGACAAUUGCAUCAAAGAAUUUCUUAAAAACAAACUCGUGAUUCUCGUCACACAUCAACUUCAAUAUUUACCAACAGCUGAUCAAAUUCUUCUCUUAAAUCAUGGAAUUGUCGAAGGUGUUGGAACUUUUGAAAAUCUUCGCGAUUCAGGCUUAGAUUUUGCAAAUCUUUUACCGAAAAAUGAAAAUGUUGAAGAACAAAAAUCAGAGAAUUUAGCACAGAAACACUCAAAAGGAAAAUUCAAUGAAGAUAAUUUUGUGGAAAAGAAGGAAAAUAUUGAAGAGAAACGUGUAAAAGGUUCAGUUGGAUUGAAGCCUUAUAAAGAUUAUUUUAAUGCAGCUGGUGGCUUCAAAAGCAUUUUCAUAAUCUUCAUUUUAUACAUUUCAUCUCAGAUUUUUACUUCAACUAGCGAUUAUUUUGUGUCUUAUUUGGUACGACAAGAAGAAAUGCAAAGUAAUGUUGAAAUUGAUGAAAAUUCCUACGAACGUAACGUUGUCAUUGCCAUUUUUAGUGGAUUAAUUGUCGGAGUAAUUUUAUUGACAUUAAGCAGGAAUUUUGUAUUUUCCAUUCUUACAACUCGAGCUUCUCGUCAUCUUCAUGAUGCUAUGGUUGCUGGUAUAACGAAAGCUUCAAUGUAUUUCUUUAAUACCAAUCCUUCGGGAAGAAUUCUUAAUAGAUUCAGUAAAGACAUUAAAGAAGUCGAUGAAAUUUUACCUUUCACUCUUGUUGAUGUGUUUCAAGUUAUCUUUAAUAUUUUGGGAGCUGUUACAGUGCUUGUUGUCAUCAAUCGAUUCUAUCUCAUCCCAACUUUUGCUUUAUUCACAAUUUUUCAUUAUCUGAGAAAAUUCUACUUAAAAACAUCGCUUGACGUCAAACGAAUUCAAUCAACAACUUCAUCACCGAUUUUCUCACAUUUUUCUGAAACACUCAACGGACUUUCAACGAUUCGAGCUUUUAAUGCUGAGAAAAUUCUCGCUUCGGAAUUCAACAGACAUCAAGAUUUGAAUACGUCAGCGCAUUAUAUUUAUCUUGUGACGUCACGAGCUUUUGGAUUGUGGCUUGAUGUCUCUUGCGUUAUUUACAUCGCGAUUGUUGUUUUGAGUUUCUUUCUAAUGGAAAAUACCGGUGAAAAUGUUGGACUUGCAAUCACACAAGCGAUGGGUUUAACUGGAAUGGUUCAACAAGGAAUUCGACAAACAGCAUCAUUAGAGAAUUCCAUGACGGCUGUUGAACGUGUUGUUGAGUACAACACUGUUGAUCCCGAACCAGAUUUUGAUUCGAAACCAGAAAAAAAGCCACCAAAGGAAUGGCCUGAAAAGGGUGAAAUUAAAUUUGAGAAACUUUCAUUGAGUUACGUUCCAGACGAGAUGGAAGAAAAAGUUUUGAAAGAAUUAAAUUUCGAGAUCUUGCCACAAGAGAAAAUUGGAAUUGUUGGACGAACGGGAGCUGGUAAAAGUUCAAUUAUUAACGCACUAUUUCGUUUGUCGUAUAUUGACGGUCAGAUUUAUAUUGACACGAGAGACACACAAGCGAUGGGACUUCACGACUUAAGAUCGAAGAUUUCGAUCAUCCCACAAGAGCCGGUUUUGUUUUCGGGCUCGAUGCGCUACAAUCUCGAUCCGUUUGAUGAAUAUUCUGAUGCAAAAUUGUGGAGUGCACUUGAGGAAGUGAAAUUGAAAGAAGUCAUCAGUGAAAUGCCAGCAGGGCUCAUGACGAAAAUCUCUGAAAAUGGAAUAAACUUCUCAAUUGGUGAACGUCAACUGGUGUGUUUGGCUCGGGCGCUUUUAAGAGAAAAUAAAAUUCUGGUGAUGGAUGAAGCGACAGCAAAUGUCGACCCACAAACCGAUGCAUUGAUUCAAGAAACGAUUCGACAGAAGUUUGCUGAAAAUUGUGGAGUGCACUUGAGGAAGUGA
Molecule: messenger RNA, 3687 nt
Organism: Clunio marinus
Lineage: Eukaryota; Metazoa; Arthropoda; Insecta; Diptera; Chironomidae
Source: the annotation of a GenBank genome assembly